Messenger RNA from Carassius gibelio (silver crucian carp), 1774 nucleotides. RefSeq lists its product as uncharacterized. The record is from RefSeq and is a predicted model, not a curated record. The coding region runs from base 102 to 1697 and encodes 531 amino acids. NCBI's taxonomy places the organism in Eukaryota, Metazoa, Chordata, Actinopteri, Cypriniformes, Cyprinidae. The transcript is spliced from 6 exons.
CCAGCUUAUUCCUUCAUCCAUCUCAAACAAACUAAAGAACACACACCAACAAAUAGACCCUACAAAAAGAAGCCUGAUUUGGACAUCUAUAAUUUUCCACCAUGUGUUCUCAUAAUGGAUUGUUAGUGAUGCUGCUGUUUCAUCUUUGCCAGGCACAAGAUGAUGCUCUCCCCUCUCCUGACCCCGAGCCAGCCCCACCAAACCUGGGUGAAAUGAUUGAUGCAGUGAAGGCAGCCUUUGAGCAGGCGGUACAGAUCUCGACAACCGGUACCGUACGCGAGGCCUUGGAGCAGGUUGUAGGUGAACUCGUGCCACAGAAGACUCAGGCAGAGCAUUCACCAGCAGUUGGGACCGAAGCAGAUUAUACAACAGAAGAAGCAGCUAAAGAGGAGGCAGUGGUGCUCACUGCGGGAGAACCACAUGUCCUUAUGUCAGAAUCAAGUAAACAGACAUCUCAGCAACCAGCUCAAGAAGGACUGACUCAAGAUACAGAACCUGCAGACGAGAUUCAAGGACUAGCCAAGUCCUCAAUUUCAAAGCCAGAAGAGAAAUCCGAAGAGAAACCAGUGGAGCUGGUUCUUGAGACAGUGGAAUCAAUUUUGCAAGACUAUGACAUUGUUGAAGUGGGUAAACCAAUGGCAGAGGAAAGCCAUUCAGAGAAAUCAACCGUCCAGCUGUACACUGAUACACAAAAAGAAAACGAAUCAGAAAGAGGAGCUUUGGAAAUGAACAAGGGAAGCAAGGAGGCUGAAGAAGAAGAUUUAGAAGACCCAGAAAAGGGAUUUAUUGAAAAAGAGCCUCAGUUGUCUGAAACAGAGGAAAAGACUGCAAAAGGGGAACUAGAGAACGUAGAGGAGCCAAUAGAGGUAAAAGUACAAGGACCAGAAGAAGAAGACUCUGUGAAAAGGCAAGAUACAGAAUGGGCUACAGAAUCAGAGCAUAGUCAAGAGGAAUGGCAGGCAGUAACAGCACAGAUGGGUACAGAUGGUGGUGUGUCUGAUAUGGAUGAAGUAGAACAGGAAGAGGAAGAACAGGAAGUAGCAAAGUCUCAAGAAGGUGUGACUGAAGUUAAAGCAAGAAGAGAGGAGGAACAUUCCAGAUCUGAGGCACAACUCCAGAAAGUUUCAACACAGGAGGAGGUUCCCCCAUCCGCCAAAACAGUACCAAAGGAAACUCAACAGGAACCCGGUAAAACAGAUUUUACAGGUAAAGCACAUGAGGCCAGUGAUGUAAAUGAGAUAAUCACCUCCAGGGACCCAAACAAGAAUAAUCAUGGUGUGCCUGUUUUGAUGAACACUGUUGAGGAGCUUCCACCAACACCAGAUCUCAAACUGAGACUCGGAGAUACUGACUCUACACAGAGCAAAGCCACAGGGCAGGAAGCAUGGAAGAUAGGAGCCAUAGCAGCAGCUUUCUUUCUCAUUCUGCAAACUGCUGUCACCGUUGUCUACAUUCUGAAGUGCAGGACCAAGCCAAAUAGCAGUGUGGCCCUAAAGAAGAUCUGUACUAGAGGAAACGGAGGUAUAGAAGGGGACGUAAAUAACACAGAUACCACCGUUUCAAUCGAUGAACAAACCGCUGCAGAUGACCUUCCAGAGUACUCACAGGUCCAGCAGGAGGACAUUGCUAUGACAACUAUCCCACUGGAUUCCAUAGAGAAGAAUUCAUCCUGUGACCCCAGAACCUCAGUUGUUUAGCAUUGCUGACCUUAAGGAAUAUGAUUCUUAAUCAUAUAAGUGUGUGUAUGUGACUGAGAGUCUGACUGUCUGAGUCA